AUGGGUCGCCCCAAGCGGAAGCCAGAAGCCAACGAGUCUUCUCCUGCGGUCUCGAAGAGACAGAAAGCCAAGCGUGAGGCGUCGGAACAAGUCCUCGCAAUCGCCCGAACCGAGCUCGAACCUGACCCCCACGGCCGCUACGGUAUCCUCAGCUACAACUACCCUUACGACAAGGCCGGCGUCAGCAUGGAGAACCAGGUGAAACACCUCAGGGAGCGCGUUCGAUCCUUGGAGAUCUACGUGAGGAACAGCAUCCGGACAGCGGACUGGCUGGAAGGCGACUUUUUCGAGUGGGAUGUUGUCAUGCCGCAUCACUUCCCGCAGGAGUUUGGGGAUGUUUUUCAUGCCACCUGGAGUUUUGCGGCCGGCUUUGCCAUCGAAGACAUCACAGGCUUGUCCAAAAAGCAGAAGGACCAGAUUGUCGCAUCGCUGGAGGGAUGGAUGGUGCAGGAGGACCUGGACAGCAUCCACGCCCGUUUGCAGCCACCUCAGCAAGACCGGUUCGGCAGGGCCCUCUUCGAGGCGCUUCUGAACAAGGCCGUCGUCGAGAUCCUGUUCCGUCACCCGUUCUGGUACCUUGACGAGACCGCCGACGACGCCGGCUCUCAUGAUGACACCGCGUGGGAUGGGGUCUCCCCGCUGGGUGCCAGACUGGAUACAUUGCUUUCGAAGUUUGAGAAAGUGGGGAUGGAGUACGCCCAGGUCUGGCGGUCCAUCACCACGCGCCUCGCCAACAGCGUUGAGUACGGCCAAACGCGCGACUUCGCCCUGGGAAAGGCCAUGAAGGCUCGCCGGGACGCCAAAUGCAAGGCCCUCGCGGCGCACCUCCUGUCCAACGAAGCACUUGUUAGCCUUCUUAAACCCAUUGACGAUCCAUCCCAACGACUGGGCGUCCUCACCGCGGACCUGCAGCAAAUAUCCCAGUCGGCCGUGGACAUGAUUGCACAGAUCCCGCGGCUUAACUUUCACACCCUUACAGACAUUGGGGAGAGCUUCCUCGGCUCGAAAACUCUGCGGGUUGAUUACCUUUGCACCCCGAAGGAUGGCCAUCGCGUGCUUGGCCUGACUCGCCCAUACGUCUUUCGAACCUUCAACCCCGAGACAGUGGAGGAGGAGGUUGAGACCGUUGCACAGGCCGUGGCUUUCAUCGAGGAUGAGAGUCCGGAUGCGGAGCCCUCGGGCAGGGCUGGGGCAAUGGGCAAAGGAAAGCGUGCAAAGAAGCCCAAGGCGUGA
Molecule: messenger RNA, 1233 nt
Organism: Aspergillus mulundensis
Lineage: Eukaryota; Fungi; Ascomycota; Eurotiomycetes; Eurotiales; Aspergillaceae
Exons: 4
Coding region: 1-1233 (410 amino acids)
Source: RefSeq, a predicted model, not a curated record